AUGUCUUGGCAAUCCUACGUGGAUGAUCAUCUGAUGUGUGCCCUUCCUCACGGAGGACAGUUGGUGGCGGCUGCACUUUAUGGUCAGGAGGAUGGUAACUGUUGGGCGCAGAGCGCUGAAAUGCCAGUGAUCACUAAAUCGCAGCUCGACGGUAUUAUUGACGCGUUCGACAAUCCACAGACGCCGCUGGCGUCAAAUGGGCUGUUUCUGGGUGACGAGAAGUUCAUGAUGGUGGCGGGUGACCCUGGCGCUGUCGUUCGUGGCAGACAGAAGGAAAACAAGGAAAAGGGCCGGAAGGGCCGUGGUUGCUGCAUCAAGAAGACUGGUAGUGCGUUAGUCUUCGGCAUUUUCGAAGAGCCUCGCCCCUCCGCAAAUCGAAAGAUCAACUAUCUACGAUCCUCAUCGACCUCAGAUACCUGGCCCGACGAACAAUCGGUAGUUAGAUCUUGGAGUCCAAUUGAGUGCAGCGACCCGCGCUCAACGCAGCGACCCGCGCUCAACGCAGCGACCCUUGCUCAACGCAGCGACCCGCGCUCAACGCAGCGACCCGUGCUCAACGCAGCGACCCGCGCUCAACGCAGCGACCCGUGCUCAACGCAGACUGACUGUAACCGUCAAGUGGAGAGCAGGCAAGUCCAGAUGAUGGCGCGACUGCUAGGCCCUGCCAGCUCAGCUAUGGCUGCUACCAUUAAGAUGAGCAUUCUUACGCUUGUCUUCCUCCUCCACCUCCACGCCGCGUCGUCGCUGUCACCAGCGUCGUCUCUGAGUCAAGAAUCAUCUCCGCUCGAUACGCCUCGGACGAAUUUCCUCUGGCGCUUCCUGCGAAGCUGGCAAGCAGCGCAUCAUCCGCCGCGAACGGCGGCUGGCGCGGCGAAGCGGCCGUCGUUAUGGCUUCAGUACCGGCGCCACCUGAGCGGGAAUCCCGCUGACGCGAACGUUGACCUGGCGUCAUUCACGCGAUACCACGGGGACGGAGGGCCGUACUCGCUCACUCCUGGGAUCGAUCCCACCGACCAUUCGCUUGAUGACGUGGCAACGCCCUUCGGACGGCGUCGCCGACUGCAAGAGAAGAAGCAGAAGGGACCUUGCACCCCCCUCUCGGAAGCCAAGGUCAUCCCCGUUUCAAGCCCAUCCGACAUCAACAAGCGGCUACAGCACCCCAAUUCCGUCACCGUCAUUCUCGAGGUCACCCGCGACCUCGUCCUUCCCAAGGGCCUCGUUUUCUCCGGCGCCUUCCGCUGCACAAUUUUCCGGUCAGCCCAGGGGAAGCGAAACUUCAAGGUUUCUCUGAUGGGAGACAAAGAGCCGGUGAUUCGCGUGUGGAACACCAGCAACGUGGUUAUCUUGAGGCUGGAUUUUUGGCUGGGCGUGACGGCGCGGUCCGGUGAAUGCGAGUUGCUAUUGGACACAGAUAUAGGCCGCGGCAAUACGUGUCCUACGAUCCACAUCUGGCGGUCCCAUAACGUUCAGGUCGCGAAGGGGAGCUUCUGGGGUCGGAUCGACGUGUUUCGUGCCAUGGCUACACGUGUAGACAGUAUGAAGGGUACCGGGUUAACGCUUUUCGUCAAGUCGCCAGGAGUUGUUCGCGUAGCGUUUUCAGGUUACGGUCCCGCGCUGCUGAAAUCCUGGGUUGCGCUAACCAAUAACGAGCUGUACGGUGUAGACCAGCCGAUUGUGCUUCAAAACGGCGCAGUGGGGGUUAUAGCGAGGAACAACUACAUCCACGACUUUUUAUUCGCGGGGAUUCGAUGCGGAGCUGACGUGUACAACCAAGGGGACUGCAUGCUGACGACGCUCAGCAACAACCUGAUCGUCGCGUCCGGGCGGAACAUGUCGGGCGACCACGACGCGGCUGGGAUCUACUACUGCACGCACUUUUUCAACCCAGGCAUGCCGGGGUGGUGCCAGUGCUACACGCCCACCAUCAACAAUUGCGCCAAGAAGCCUGGGACCUACUGGGAGGAGAUGCGCAUUAACUACUACAACUCGCCGGUCAUCAACCAGGUGCCUGCACAGCCCUGCUCUGACACGCCUCUCUUUGUUGCUGCGUACAUGCUUGCCUUGUCGUUUGCAAGCUAUCAAUCCAUGCAGCGCUACGGUUACGAUGGGUCGAAAGCACUCUUUUUUCUUCGCAGCGCUCCUUCUCCUUGUCCUCUCCACACUCUCAGAUUCAGCUUCAGGAGCCGGUGCGGUGCUUGUGUUACUUCCCUUGCCCCCUCCCUUGUCUCAAUUCCUCUCGAUCCUUCAUUGUUUCCGCCGCAACCGCGUUUCCGCUUCCCGUGUUCCUCUUUGUUCCCCAACCUCCCCCGCUCUCCCCUUCGUCCCGUUUGUCAUUCUUCGUUUCCUCCUAUUUCCCCUCUCCCCUUAUCCCCUGGUGUCGCGGUCUCAACUACUCCCCGUUUCCACUCUCCGCCCAUCCCCUCUCCGCGUCUCCCGUUUUCUCCUCCCCCCGACUUCCUGUCCCCCUCUCCUUCUUUCCCCUUCGCCCGCUUCCCCCCCUUUCCCCGUCGCCCCUUCUCCUCAGGAGACAUACAGCAACCCAACUUUCUAAAGCGCUUCGUGACCACGUGGCGGCACUGGCACCGCGCGGUGACGUCCCGCUCGUCCACGUCAACAUUGCUGCAGCACCGGCGCUAUCUCAGCGCCGACCCGGCGGAGGCUGCUGACGUGGCGCGCGUGCUGCGCCGACGUGGCGGGUGGUGGCACGACGCGGACGGCCAGGCUUACGUUUCAACUUCUGGAGACGAGACGAUACAGGAGGUGACUGAUGACGUGGCGGAAGGCAUCGUCUCGCGGAGACGGAGAAAGCUGGUGGCAGCGAACGCGACGGGCCCAUGCACUCCGCUCGCGGACGCCAUCCUCAUUACAGUCACAACCGAAGAAGAUAUUGCUAAGCGGACACAGUACCCCAACAAACAGACCGUUAUCUUGGAACUGGCCAAUGACAUUACGCUUUCCAAGGGCCUUGUUUUCGACGCUGCGUAUCGGUGCACCAUCUUCCGGUCGAGCGCGGCUAAAACAAACUACAAGAUUGCUUAUAUGGGGGACACGGAGCCACUGCUGCUUAUAGCGAACACCAGCAAUGUUAUCAUCCUUCGCAUUAAUUUCUGGAUGGGUGUAACAAUGAGGUCCCCGGAGUGUACUGAUUUCCUGUACACGGAUCUUGGGUCGGGCAACACGUGCCCUACAAUCAUGCUGUGGCGCGUGCACAACACGCAGGUCGCCAAGGGCUUUGUCUACGGCCGCAUUGAUGUCCUCCGAGCCAUGUCGUCGCGUGUCGACAACAUGAAGGUUACCGGGUUACCGCUAUUCGUCAAGUCCCCUGGCGUUAUCCGAGUGUCCUUUUCGGGGUAUGGGCCAGCUCUCCUCAAGUCAUGGGUCGCCAUCACAAACAAUGAGGCGUAUGGUGUGGAUCAGCCAAUCAUUCUUCUCAAUGGCGCAGUUGGUGUGCUGGUCAGAAGAAACUACAUCCACGACUUUUUAUUCGCUGGAAUUCGGUGCGGAGCAGAUGUGCACAACCAAGGGGAUUGCAUGCUGACGACAAUCAGCAACAACCUGAUUGUCGCGUCCGGACGGAAUAUGUCAGGCGACCAAGACGCGGCUGGGAUAUAUUACUGUACACAUUUCUUCAAUCCCGGAAAUGUUGCAGAAUGCAACUACAUUUUCAACGGGGACCAUUGUUACUAUUUGGAUUACGUUUCGUCGGGAAUCAAGAUUCGCGGAGGAGCUUGUGUGAAUACGUUUGAUGGAAUGAAGGUCAACAAUGGCAAAUGGAACGUUAUAACAGAUGUGAUUAUGAAGGGGACGCAGAAUACACCUGGUUGGGUCGCGUGCUUCACUCCCACGAGCAACAACUGCCUCACACACUCUGGACAGUACUGGGAGAAAAUGCGGCUUAAAUACUACAAUUCACCUGCAAUAUUGCAGGCCAACCCGUGGUUCCCUACUAUACUGCGAGCGGCUACCUACAGUGGAAAGCGGACGGCUUAA
Molecule: messenger RNA, 3990 nt
Organism: Closterium sp. Yama58-4
Lineage: Eukaryota; Viridiplantae; Streptophyta; Zygnematophyceae; Desmidiales; Closteriaceae
Source: the annotation of a GenBank genome assembly